This is a messenger RNA of Topomyia yanbarensis, 540 nucleotides long. RefSeq lists its product as uncharacterized. The record is from RefSeq and is a predicted model, not a curated record. NCBI's taxonomy places the organism in Eukaryota, Metazoa, Arthropoda, Insecta, Diptera, Culicidae. Bases 1 to 540 code for a protein of 179 amino acids. Gene Ontology annotation, molecular function: nucleic acid binding. The transcript has a single exon. Gene Ontology annotation, biological process: DNA integration.
AUGGUUACAAAGGCGGUCCAUAUCGAGUUGGCAGUGGACCUAUCAACUCAAGCUUUCAUCAACGUGCUGAAGCGUUUCGUGGCCAGACGUGGAGUCCCUACCCAAAUACACUCCGAUAACGCCACAAACUUCAUCGGGGCGAACUCGGCACUGCAUGAACUAUACGUCUUGUUCAAUCAACGGGAUAUGAAGCAGGCGCUCAGUGACUACUGUCUACCUCAAGAACUAAAAUGGCACUUUAUUCUGGUGCGGUCUCCCGAGCUCGGUGGCGUUUGGGAAGCUGGUAUCAAAUCAACCAAGCGUCACAUAAAACGAGUUGUCGGCGAUGGAAGGUUUACCUACGAUGAGUGGAACACCUUGGUUGCCCAGAUUGAAGCCAUCCUCAAUUCGAAACCGCUUGUUCCUCAAUCAGCUGACCCUAAUGACCUGAAGGCGAUAACACUUGGGCAUAUUCUCAUAGGCCGAGAGCUAACUGCCAUACGUGAGCCUGAAUCAGACGACGUCAAGCUAAGUACACUGUCCAGAUAUCAAAUCAUUUAG